AUGGACUGGGGAAAGUAUGCUAAAAUUGGAAUCCUAGCCGGAGUACUUGCAACAAAGUGGGCUCUACAAAAGGCACCCGAGGAUCAGAUGCUGGAGUUAAACCUCUUUGCCAGUGAACGAGGACCGUUUAUACUGAACAUGUGUCAACUUGGCAGUCCCCUACAGCUUUGGAUAAAACAUCGUGAGGACAUGGCUGAGGACUUAAAGUAUACAGUUCAACAGUCAAACUCAAAUAUCAAUAUUGAAAUUGAGGAUCAAGUUUUGGCCAUGGGAAUUGCUGUGUUCAAGGAAUAUAAUUUGAAACGCCACUUUCAAACGAAGCACGCCAAUUUUGGACACAAUUUAUCAAAACAAGAACUGCAAAAGAAAGCAAAUGAUCUGACAAAACGUUUGAAGCAACAGCAAAAUGUGUUUGAUAAAACUUCCUCUUUACAAAGGAACGCGACAAAGGCAAGUUUUAUAUUGGUCAACAAAAUUGCAAAGCAAAACAAGUCAUUCGCAGAAGCAGAAUUUAUCAAAGAUGAUAUGGUUGAUGCUGUCAGCGUUGUGUGUCCUGAAGUUAAGUCAAAAGUGGAAGCCAUUUCCCUGUCACGAAGAACUAUUGUUCGUCGCAUUGAUGCAAUUGCCGUGAAUAUUCAUGAACAGCUGUUAACAGCCAGUAGUCGAUUUCAGUGGUUUUCUAUUGCUUUAGAUGAGAGUACUGAUAUUCAGGAUACUGCUCAGUUACUCAUUUACAUCAGAGGAAUUGACGAAAACUUUGAAAUUACAGAGGAAUUGUUAUCUAUGGAGUCUCUCAAAGACACUACUACUGGAAAAGAUUUGUUCAACAGUGUCAUUAACAGUUCAAUCAGGUCCGGAUUAACCCUAAAUAAACUGGCCAGCAUUACAACCGAUGGAGCUCCUUCACUCACCAGUAAACAUUCCGGCCUUGUGAAGUUGUUGAAUGACAAAAUCAAAGAAGAUUUUCCACUACACAGUGUGUUGUCUUUUCACUGCAUCAUACAUCAAGAAAGCCUUUGUAAGUCAUCUUUAAAACUCAAACAUGUCAUCGAACCUGUGGUGCGUGCAGUGAAUUUAAUAAGAUCACGGGGAUUGAAACACAGGCAAUUCCGAAGUUUCUUGGAGGAUGUGGAGGCUGAUUUUACUGAUGUGCUGUACUACACAAAUGUCCACUGGUUAAGCAUUGGAAAAGUUCUUAAGAGAGUAUGGGACCUCAAAGCAGAGAUUCUUAUGUUUCUCAAAAUGCAAGACAUCUCCUGUGACUUUUUAAACGAAAUGGAGAGUGACGAAUGGGUUUGUGAUUUUGCAUUUGCUGUGGACAUAAUGCAGAAGCUGAAUGAACUUAACACAAAACUGUAA
This is a messenger RNA of Octopus sinensis (East Asian common octopus), 1359 nucleotides long. RefSeq names its product general transcription factor II-I repeat domain-containing protein 2-like. NCBI's taxonomy places the organism in Eukaryota, Metazoa, Mollusca, Cephalopoda, Octopoda, Octopodidae. The coding region runs from base 1 to 1359 and encodes 452 amino acids. The transcript has 4 exons. The record is from RefSeq and is a predicted model, not a curated record.